Messenger RNA from Ictalurus furcatus (blue catfish), 3696 nucleotides. RefSeq names its product transmembrane protein 150Aa (gene tmem150aa). Lineage: Eukaryota; Metazoa; Chordata; Actinopteri; Siluriformes; Ictaluridae. The record is from RefSeq and is a predicted model, not a curated record. Gene Ontology annotation, biological process: protein localization to plasma membrane. Bases 303 to 1139 code for a protein of 278 amino acids. The transcript is spliced from 9 exons.
ACAAGUCCAAACAAGACGGGCGUAGGCGUUAGCUUUAAAGCAACAUCACCAAGGUUGUUUAGAAGUGCUAAAGUGAAGAAAUAGCGAAGCUAGUCGGCUAAUUAUACAGUGUAGCAGGCUAGCGAUAGUUAGCUGUCAGGUUUUUCCCUCUUCCCCGGACCGGGUGGUGAGCAGAAAGCAGCGCCCCGUCUCCGUCCUCCUCUCAUGUCCAUCCUCUGCGUGUCCCGGUCCAUCAGCGCCCCCUCACACCCCUGUACCCCCCGACUCUGUCCCCCUGAUGCGCAGGACCGAGCGUCAGCCUCAUGACUGCGUGGAUCAUCCUGCCCGUCAGCCUGGCCGCCUUCUCCAUCACCGGGAUAUGGAUAGUGUAUGCCAUGGCCGUUAUGAACCACCACGUUUGUCCUGUGGAGAACUGGUCCUAUAACGAGACGUGCUCAGAGGAAAAGGCUGAACGGGGCUUCCCCAAAACCUGCUGCACCAUCCAGCACAUCCCACUCAUCAGUAAAUGCGGCUCAUUUCCUCCAGAGAGCUGUCUGUUCAGCCUCAUCGGCAAUGUGGGAGCCUUUAUGGUGGUGAUGGUGUGUCUGCUGCGCUAUGCUCAGAUCAUAGAGCACAGUCAGCACUGUUGGACCAACACGAGCAGCCUGAUGUGCGGCUUCACCAACGCCGUGGGACUCGUCAUGGUGGGGAACUUCCAGGUGGACCACGCUAAGACUCUGCACUACGUGGGUGCGGGCGUGGCCUUUCCCGCGGGCAUGGUGUUCGUGUGUCUGCAGUGCGUGCUGACGUACCGUGUCGCCGUCACGCCUCUCGAUUACCUGAUGGCCCACGUGAGGGUGGCGCUCGCCAUCGGCUCUCUGAUCGCCCUCGUCCUCAGCGGCGCCUUCUUCAUCCACGAGAGCUUCGUCCUGCAGCACGCCGCCGCCAUCUGCGAGUGGGUCUUCACCGUCCUCAUCCUCGUCUUCUACGGCACGUUCACCUACGAGUUCGGCUCCGUCACCAGAGACACCUUGAUGGCCGGUAUACAGAGGAACCUCCCCCUCGGGGGCGGGGCUUCCAGGGAGCUCAAGGCUCCGGGCCGGAGCAGCACCACAUCUACACAGCUGAACUGCAUGCCCGAGAACAUAGCUAUGCUUUAACUAAAACAUGCACGCACACACACACACUGCUGCCUUGAACUAAUUCCCAGAAUUCCCUGCACUGCACUGAUUUAGUGGUAUCUUGGCACUUUUAAAAAAAAAUUUUUUUUUUUAAACAUCAGAAUGAUUGUCAGUCGCCAUAUUAACCAACACCCCUGGAAAGCCCGCCCCCUUCGUCAAUCUCUCAUCUUGAAUUUUUACUUUAACAUUCGGCGUUUCAGACACUGCAAAUAUUUACAGCGGAACACUACAAGUGAAAUCUUUGACCGCUUUUUGCCGUGGCCGGAUUUCCGGCGCGUCCCUAAUAACCAUCGUGCGCCUAAUAACCAACCCGCGCAGCUCGCAGUUUUUAACAAACGGCUUUCCAAGUGGAGGAGGCGUGGUUUCAACAAGGCCACACCCUUAAAAUCACGGACAAACUUGAACGUUGUUAUCCCUUAAACGGUGCAGUGCAGGUCAAAUCAAAUAAAAUAAAGUAAACCCAUUCCGCACGUCCACUAUUUCCACUCGUCCUGCCAUCUUCACGCUCCUCGGUUUGCCCGAUCUGCUCCACGGAAAUGAAAGAGAUGCGAGUCGAUUGGCAGACACGGCUCAUGGUGCUUAGCUUGGCUGCUGUAACGUUGGCGUGGAGCGGUUACACGCGCGCACGCUGGGGUUUUGUAAGGGUUUGUAUCGGCCCUCGGGUCGAAACAUGUUUUUAUCACGCGUUUGGUUUUUUUUUUCUGCACAAGACCCCGUUGUUUAGUGGCCUGGAGCUGCUCGCUGCUGUACGGAAACGGUUUGUUUGGUUUUUUUUGCACGUCACGCACGCACGGACGACGUUCCGGCGAGGUGCGUCGUGUCCCGGAGCGUGCCAGCGCGCACGUUUAAGAAAUGUACAAACACAACCUGAAAUCGAUAAUCAAGUAGUCGCACAUCCCGAGAAAAAUCUCCAAUCGUUAGUAAUCACUGCCUUAUAGAGACGAUAAUAUUUAUGCCUGUUUUUUAAUAUCUAUAUAUAUAUAUCUAUAUAUUAUUCUAUAGAUGUUCUGUUCUCUUUAUGCCUGUUUUAUUUUUUGUUGUUGUUAACAUAUCAAUUCUUUUUGUCAUCUCUGUAUUAUCAAUCACACUCGCGUCAUCUUUCCCAGCCGUCCAUCAGGAACUACCCAUGAAUGACAUUUUCUGUCCAUUUACGUCAAAAUUUCAUGCCAACGAUGAGCUUGAUGAUGAAUGUCAAACUUGUAGCCAGUGUGUGUUAGUUUUCUUUUCUUUUUUUUUUAUAUUUAUUAAUUCCGGCCAAAAAUCUAUCUCUUUUUUUUUUUUUUUUUUUGUAUUUAAAAUUUUACAUUUCAUGCCGUUGCCGUGUUCGUUCAGUCUACCAAAGCCGUCGCUAUCACAACAUGGAGCCAGGUUUCCGCCGUACAGCCGUCCGCUUUAACGCGUGACUGAACUGUAAAUCCGUGUGUUGGCGUCCAGGCUGGAUCCUGGAAAUCCCACUGGUGAAGCUGUUUGUGGCCUUAAUCCUCCGCUAGAUGCGCCUCGAAACCCAAAGUAGGGCUCGGUCGUUUGCGCCGUCGCAUCUAGUUUCGAAUUCCGCACAAACGUUUGCCGGACAAACGUUUUGCUCGUACUCGAGGAUUCCGCCGCCGGACCCGCCGAAGCUUCCUGUCCCGCGGACGGGAUUCGGAGGAGCUUGUUUACGUCCUCGGUGCCGCGAGGAUCGUUUUUAGCCGGGCGAUUUUAACGCUUCAUUUCUUCUUCACGUCAUCGACACUGUUUCCUGCAAGGUCGGAGUUCUGACACUGGAGACUCCUUCCGUGAACGUUAGUCUCAUUACCAUAGCAACAAUUACGCACUUUUCGAAAAAAAUAGAUGUAUACGUGGACCGUACGAGUCCCUGUGAACGUGGCCGUUACUAUAGAAACGAUAAUGUAUCCGAGCGUCGUCAUCACCACCUGAAAAACUGCCGACGUUUUAGGAAGGAAUUUUAUUGGAUACGUAGUGGAGAUCUCUGAACUCCGCAGACGUGCGCCGCGUGUCGUCGCCAAAUCGUGCGCACGUUAAAGCGGACGGUUUUAUUUCUUUGAGAACGCCAAAAACGGCACACGCACGCAGAACCCAAGUCAGGUGAGCGCGCUACCAUUUCGCGACCUCGAUCAUUCGUUUCUUUUUGUACCACGCGGCCUGUUCGAGGACGGAGAACAGCUUCACAGGAGGGAAACGUGUUUCAGCCGUCUUAUGUUUUCGCCCGGCUCCGUUUGUACGGGACGACGUGUCCGGCGUACAGCGUUUACAACCGAACCGAACCGAAUGUCGCCCUGCUGUAACGCGAUCUGUAGUUGUCUCUUCCAUCACUGUAUGAAGUGCGGCGCUGCCGACUGCACCGAUCUGUGUCACCGUUUGUUUUGGGGUUUUUUUUUAAAAGCGUCCAAACUUUCAACAGCCUGGAACACACAUUUUCAGCAACAGAGCAAUAGACUUGUGACAUGUCGCUUCCAGCGUCUUUUACAUCAGCGUUCACUUAACCAAAGUAUGUACUAUUUUUGGCUUUAAGAAAAAGGCCCAGACAGUCACGUUA